Molecule: messenger RNA, 2567 nt
Organism: Aphis gossypii (cotton aphid)
Lineage: Eukaryota; Metazoa; Arthropoda; Insecta; Hemiptera; Aphididae
Product: protein THEM6-like
Exons: 1
Coding region: 708-1367 (219 amino acids)
Source: RefSeq, a predicted model, not a curated record
AUCCCUAGUCGACGCAUUAGCCGUCCGACGACUCGCGUAUAUUUUAUGUUCGUGUUUACGAGUCGUGCCGCGACCGACACACACGCGCAGUCAUAUCUUUCACGGCGGUGAGUCCGAAGCAGUCGAAUGCGAUAGCGCGCGAGAGACCGACACAACAAUAAUAAUAACAUUAUACGACGACCAUUGAAUAUUAUACGAUUACGUUGUUUCGCGUCAAUAUAACAAUAUAACCUACCCGUGUUUGGGUGAAAUAUCGAUUUUUAUCACCUUAAAAUCGGAAUGUUAUUAUCGGACGCGAGUAACUAUCUGUUUUUCGUCCGACGGUUAUACGACGCAGCCGCAACUGAUACGCGAGUGGUGUGAAUUAUUAACAAUACAGCGAAUAUUAUUAUUAUUACUAUUAUUAUUAUUAUUAUUAUUAUUAUUGUUAUAAAGUAAAAAUAACUUAAAUAUUUUCGGCGUGCGUUUUUAUUCGUACGUUUGUUUUUAUUUUUAUUUUUUUUAACGUCCAGAUCGCGUCUCCGACAAAUCGCCACUGCGUUUUUUGGUCAGAGGUGCCUCGAAAAGGCCCCGGCGGUGGCCCAGCGUUGAGAUGCUUCAGGAGUCUAGAGUUCCGCGCUUUUAGAAUCGCCUAUUUAUUACGAACAUAUUAGUAUUUAUAAUAUCAUACAUAAAAUUUGGAUAUUCGUGCGAGAAAACCGAGUAAAAUGUUUGACUUCUUGUUGACGUGCGACACCUAUACGGUUGCGGUGACCGCCUUGCUUGUGGUCGUGCUCCUGUACUGGGUGUUCGAAGUGCACUACUUUGCCCGGACGCUUUGGUGCGCGACCAUGUGCCGGAUUCUUAAAAAGUACGUGCACAUACUGGACACAACUUCUUACUCUUCGGCGUGUUUGACUACGGACGUGGACUUCCUGCUGUUCCACAUGAACAACUCAAGGUACCUGCGGGAGGUGGACUUCGCCCGGACCGAGUUCUACAUGCGCACAGGGCUGUGGAAAGCGAUUCGGGAAAAGGGUGGGCUUCCUGUGCAAGGGGGCACCAGCAUCCGGUACCGGAAGUUCAUCCGAACGUUCAGUCUGUACAGCAUAUCGUCCCGGAUCGUUUACUGGGACCGAGAUUCGAUUUACAUGGAGCAUAGGUUCGUGAGUCGGGGCGACGACUUCGUCAACGCCAUCGUUCACUGCCGGCAGAGGGUAAUCAACUGUGACGUUGAGAUGCUGAUGGGUGAGCUACUGGCCAAGCACGCCAAGGACAGUCCCGGAGAUCAGGAGGCGCCCCGGAUGAAGCCUGAGUGCCCAUUGGAAAUCCACCACUGGAUGCAGGCGAACAUGGUGUCCAGUGCCAACUUGCGCAACGGAAACUGACAAUAAUUGUUCUUCUACGAUAACCUCCCCCCAAAACACACCCAAGACCUUUCGAGUACCGUCAUCGAUCCCAUUCACGGCAGCGAGCUCGUCGAGGCCUGCCACGCGCUUACACAGUUUUGAGACCGUCCUGAGGUCGACGACGACGACUCAAAGGACGGUCUCAAGUCCCGACAAUGACGAAAUACCUCAGGAGACGUUACUGAUUGGAUUCCAGUAGGUUAACGCGAAUUUUUCGAUUUUGUUCGCUUGUCCACGUCGGAGCCAUAGGUCUUGCGGUUUCCCGGCUGUCUUAAAACCGCGAUGAUAGGACCACACUUAAAUUAUUACGUUUUUUGACUGAAUUUUAACGUCACUUUACGUCGUUAUGUGAUCAUUAUUAGCCUAGGCCAUUUUAUUGUUGCAUUUAUGGACGUAGGGCGUCGUGUUUUUUUAUAAUUUUAUUAAUUUAUAUAAUUUAUUUUAAAUAUUUAUUAUUUAUAUACGGGUGACGUCACGUUUCGUGUAAUUCGUUUUAACCUAUCGCACUCGCCCGUGCCUUUGAUCAAAAUAUUGCUUAGCCCUGCUAUACAAUUUGUAAUUGUUUUGGGAACGACGUAGGUACUCGAGAGCUCAUCAUUUUAUGUAAAUUACAAUUAUUUUAACUCUAAUAGUAUUAAGAUCAAUGCAAUUCUAGUCAUUAGUUUUUUUUUCUACAAUUCAUUUUAUACACAAUACUACUUUUGUAACAAUAAGAAAAUACGUAUGUUAAAGUUAAGUCUGUUAAACAUAUAAUUUUGUAUCAAUAAUUAUUAUUUAAAUAUCAUAUUCUGUAAGCCUUUUAUAUAGUGUGAAAACACGAGUACUGAUGUCCUUGACCCUUAUACAAACUAUUAAUUUAGAGUAGGCAUAGGUUAAUAAUCGAUCUUGAUCGAGUUGAUCGUUUUGAAAAUUUUGUGAUAUUGUAUACUAUAUUUAAUUUUUUUUAUAUAUGUAUUAUUAGUUUGGACUUUAUGUAAAAAAGAGUGAGCUGUACGUGCUCACAACUGUUUUACUGAAGUGUAGACACGUUUGUUGUUUAUUGUUUGUUAGCAACGUGUGAAUUUGAUAAGUGUAAACUAUUAUUAUAGUAUCGUAAUUUGUAUUUUUUCACUGAAAAUUAAGAAAUUUUAGUUCGUUUACUGCUAAAUAAUGUUUAAUAACAAAAAUCAUUCACGUAAA